AUGAUCUUCUAUGGAAAUGUAUCUAGACUCGAUAUCGGUACAACACAAAUUGCAUUUUUUGUGGAAACUUUGGGUAUACAUUGUCGAGUCACUGUAAUUCAGUCUUUUUGUAACUACUUUCCCAAGUCUUUGGAUGUACAUUUGACUUUUAAUGUUGACAACAACACAACAAUUACCAAUUAUUCAUACUCUACAUCCACAAGUAAUGUCACAUCACAAUUAAAAGAAAAAGUUCAAGCCAACACAGAGUAUCUAGACGGACAAAGUAGUGGGUUUACUUCAUCUAUUGUAGACAAAUCGGAUGACCUUUCUUUUUCAAUAAGGUUGGCAAACAUCAAAUCAAAAGAACACUUCAAUUUUUCAUUAACAUACCUAACACUUCUUGAUGAAGAAAAUGGUUUUCUUGUUGUAAAAAUACCAGCAUUUCCCUUUCAAAAAAUUCCAUUUACUUUGGCUAUUACUGGAACGUCCCAAUUGUCUACUUCUGGUGAUUUGGACAAAAGUAUCAAAAUUCGGCUACCCUUUCCAACACCAGAAAUUUCGUAUUAUGAAGAUACAGACACUGACGAAGUUUAUUGUUGUUCGACCUUUUAUGCCCAAAAUAGAGGUGGUGAAGCCAAUGUCGUCUUUUUACUUGAUAGAAGUGGAAGUAUGGAAGGGGUGGGUAUCACUGAAGCCAUCAAUGCAUUAAGAAUGUUUUUGAGGCAACUUCCCAACAAUGCAAAUUUUGAUAUCAUUUCUUUUGGGUCUGAUUAUGUUCCACUUUUUGGAAAACUUGCAGAGUACAAUGAAGACUCAUUCAAAGAAGCAGAUGCAAAAAUUCAAAAAUUUGAAGCUGACUUGGGAGGGACAAACAUGCUUGAUCCUCUUCAAUAUGUACUUAAAAAGUAUCCAUCGAAUUUGAACAUUAUCUGUUUGACAGAUGGCUGUGUUGAUCCUGAUUAUAAUAAACCUUUAAAACAAACAAUAUUCGAGUUAUCAAAAAUUAACAAAUUACAUGGAGUUGCACUUGGUUCUAAUUGUGAUGAUGAGUUUAUAAGAUUUAUUGGGAAAUGUGGGCAUGGCAUUUCAGUUGUCUCCAAGAACAUCAAAAACAUUAAAACAGAAAUAUCCAAAAUUACUGAUAAGAUAUUAAAAGGAGAAAUCACCAAUUGUACCAUUGAUUGGGAGACAAAAGGUCUUGUUAUGCCGUCGUCUUUGCCCUUCUUUGUUGAUCAUGUCACCACUUGUAUUCAAAUGACUAAAGAAAACUUUGCUCUUCUUUCCACAAACUCUCAAAAUGAUUCACUUCACGUCAAAGUCGAAGCACAAACAACAAAGAAUGGAACUUAUCAACACGUGCACGCAUCAGAAGUAACUUUUAAUAACACCUUAACGUAUAACCAAAUCGUUAUGAGCAAUCAAACUCUUCGUGAAAGAGGGGAUUUGGUUCGAGAUAUCUUUGGAUCUUUUCUUAUCAAAGAGACUGAAUCAUUUGCUUCAAAAAAUGAGGUUAUCAAAAAUUCUUUAAAAUAUGGAAUCUUGUCAAUUUACACAUCCUUUGUUGCAGUGGACAAAACAACGAAAGUUGAGGCAUGUGAUGUCAAGAAAAUUGUCUUGUCACAAAAUUAUGAAUAUCAAGAUGAUGAUGAAGGAAAUCAACCGAACAAAGUGUUAAAUCCCCAAUAUUUAAAACAAUAUGAUGGUGCUUGUUAUGAAGUUGCUCCACCAAUGUACAUUUACGUCAAACCAACAGUGGAAGAGGAUAAAAUAUGUUAUAAAGAGUUAGACAAGUCCAAAGUGUUUGACAGUAUUAUUUGUCUUCAAAACUAUAGCGGUGCAUUUGGUGGAGUUGAAAGUGUUGUACCUGAUAUUGCACAGAUCAACAAUUGGAGCACUCCUUUAGUUCAAACGUAUUUUGUAAUUGCAUUUUUAAAGAUGAGGUAUUCAAACAUGAAAAUAGUUUGGAGACUUCUUGUUGAGAAAGCUGAAAAGUACAUUGCAAGCAAUUUAGUGGCGAUAUCCGAUUCAGAAAGAAAGACCAUUAUUGAGGUUGUUAGAAAGAUACAUUUUGGCAAAUAA
Molecule: messenger RNA, 2061 nt
Organism: Entamoeba invadens IP1
Lineage: Eukaryota; Evosea; Mastigamoebida; Endamoebidae
Exons: 1
Coding region: 1-2061 (686 amino acids)
Source: RefSeq, a predicted model, not a curated record